ACAGCGUUUUUUUGUUACAAAAUUGAGGAUGAGUAGAGACGUGAGUAUACCGGCUAAAAAGUGUGUGAAAUUAGCAACUAGAACCACUUUAAACAAUUGAAGUUUACGCCAUAAACAACUGAGAUAUGAGCCGCAAAGAAAUAGACUGUACGCCAAAACAGUAUCUGUUUUCUCUGCUAGACAGUCAACUGAAUCGAAAAGUGGCCUUGAGUUUGAUUCAGAGACUUACAUCAACAACUUGUACAAAAUACCUGCUGAACCAUAAAGCAAAGAUUAAUUCCAAAACUCGAGUAGUGGCUUGGGACACUGCCCUCCCCUUCAAUCGUUGUCACUUGUUCAAGGAUGCACGUGGCCCCCACCUAAGACUGGGCCUGGGCUAUAGCAGCUGCCCAAACAAGUACAACAUCUAUCACGAAUGCAACAGUAAAUGCAAAGAAUUAUGGGGAUCAGGACGACUGCAGCCUACAGAAAAGUACAUUAAACGACAAAUAAGAUUGUUACUAAAGUAUCCAUUACCUGAUACUUGGAAAGCUGUAUUCGAUCCAGGAUCUGGACAACACUAUUACUGGGAGUGGUCAUCAGAUUUGGUGUCAUGGUAUCCACCAGGACAUCCUAAGUGCCAGAUAUCACAGCCAGCCUCACAAUUACGUGAGGAAUUGCACUUAAAAGCAGCUGAUCAAGAUGAUAACUUGUCCAGUGACGAAAGCACCAGUGACCAAGAGCCCAUGGAGAUAGAUGAAGCAGAAGCAAAACGGGAACAAAAACUUGAAAUUAUAGACAGAUACAUGGGUUUUGACAACCGACGUGUUCAGAGACAUGAAAGCGCUAAAGAGAAGAAGGAUCGAUCUUUAGAUCCCAUGGAUCCAGCAUCUUACAGUGAUAUCCCAAGAGGAAAAUGGUCAGAUGGAUUGGCCAGACACAAUGAAGCUAAAACAGGAGCAGAUACAACGGCGUCAGGACCACUUUAUCAAAUGCGGCCAUAUCCAAGUCCAGGCGCAGUGCUUCGUUCCAAUAAAGUCACCAAACUAGAGUCAGAAAGCUUGAAUAAACCGAAAGUUUUUUUUCCGGAAAAAUCGGAGUGAAAAGAAUAUCUCGACAUCUGUUGUACCUCUAAUUUGCAAUUUUACUGCAAAACGUAAAUAAUGAUGAAGAAUUGUCGAAUUUUCAAAAUAAUUAAUAAAUUGAUUAAUUUUCAGUGUGA
This is a messenger RNA of Neodiprion virginianus, 1201 nucleotides long. RefSeq names its product polyglutamine-binding protein 1 (gene PQBP1). NCBI's taxonomy places the organism in Eukaryota, Metazoa, Arthropoda, Insecta, Hymenoptera, Diprionidae. The record is from RefSeq and is a predicted model, not a curated record. Gene Ontology annotation, cellular component: cytoplasm; nuclear body. The coding region runs from base 126 to 1082 and encodes 318 amino acids. The transcript has 6 exons. Gene Ontology annotation, molecular function: ribonucleoprotein complex binding; protein binding. Gene Ontology annotation, biological process: alternative mRNA splicing, via spliceosome.